This is a messenger RNA of Branchiostoma floridae (Florida lancelet), 2642 nucleotides long. RefSeq lists its product as uncharacterized. The record is from RefSeq and is a predicted model, not a curated record. NCBI's taxonomy places the organism in Eukaryota, Metazoa, Chordata, Leptocardii, Amphioxiformes, Branchiostomatidae. The coding region runs from base 115 to 1680 and encodes 521 amino acids. The transcript is spliced from 10 exons.
GGCUGGAGUUCUCCCUUCGUGUAACAAGCAGGAGCCCGGUUCUUUGGAAGCGCCGAGCUAAGUGUAUCCGCUUCAGCGUCAAUAUCUGGAUCGGUUUCGAGGUCAUGGUCAAGGAUGUUAAAGGAGGGGAACAUUAAAAGCUUUUGCAUUCCUAUCUGGGGUCCCAUUUGCCUGCCAGCGAAACUGCGUUAUGAAAUACCUGCAGAGUUAGAAGUGUCUGCAUCGGUUAAAUUUGAAAUAUCAUUUGAAGCAACUGCAUCAGCAUCAGCGUCGAUGGGAGUCUCAUGGAGCAGUGGACGAGGACUGAGGCCACAGUUUGACACAAACUUCAACGUUGACCUUAGCAAAGAAGUGUCAACAACAGCAGAAGGCCGUGCUGAGUUGACAGGAACAAUCACUCCAACCCUGCUGCUGGACGUCCCAGCUCCAGGACUACCAAUCAAUAUACCGAUUCCACGCUGGCUCCUACCAAAGUUUUUAAAACGCUUGCUGGGCUUUUCGUCAUCAGGCAGGUCAGCAAUAACACUGAUGAGUCCCGCAGUAGAAAUGCCAAUCUUUGGAUCCGUUUUUGGUGAAUUCUGUCUGGACGGACUGACUCCUGCCUUGAAACUACUUGGCUACAAGGCUGGGGUCGAAGAAAUCACCGCGGGGGUAGAAGUGGGCGUUGGUAGCUUGACGGUUGAUGUGGAGGUGUCGAUCCCAAUAGAAGCAACCAUUGGAGAUGAACAAAAAUUUAACGACUGUGAAGAUGAGACAACCACAAAAGGGAAAAUAAACCCUCCCAAAACACCUGGACCUACAGAUGCUCCAAGAACUACAGACAUCCCUACUACAUCUGAUUCACCGACAACAGCCCCUCCUGCACCGACAACAGCACCUCAUGCACCAACAACACCCCCUUAUGCACCAACAACACCCCCUUAUGCACAUACAACACCCCCUUAUGCACCGACAACACCCCCUUAUGCACAUACAACACCCUUAUACCAGCCGACAGCCCCCGAUUCCCCAACACCAAUCCCGGAUACGUCUACGCCAGAUGCACCAGCUGCAGAAACAACACACAUCACGGGCACCUCGGAUACACCUGAUAUCACGACUGUCCCUACAAGUACAGCUGCACCCUGCAGCAUUGACCUAGUUUUCCUCCUCGACGGAUCCUGGAGUAUCGGAAGAGUGCAUUUUGAAGAGAUAAAAGAGUACAUUCGUGACGUCAUUGGCUGUCUGGAUAACACGCACAUCAAUGUUUCCGUUAUCAGCUACGAUAAGAUGCCGAUGACAUACAUUACCUUGGGCGAGUACACCAGUACCUCAAAUCUGCAGUACCUCAUCAUGUCGCAAGUCGUCUUCCACGGCUCGCUCACAAGGACAGGCUAUGCAAUCUACUCCAUGGCGAACUCGGUUCCAUUCCACCCUUCCGUACACAAAUCAGCUGUGGUUGUAACAGAUGGAUGGUCACAGUCUGACGUUGAUGGAAAGAAUCAGGAUGGCUACGCUGAAAGUGCACAAGAAGCAAGAGAUGCUGGUAUUGAGCUGUUCUGCAUUGGCGCGGGUAGAGACGCUUUUAUUUACUACGACGGGCUCAACGGAAUCACCGACAACCCUGCACGGGUGGUGCACUGGAGGCAGGUCGAUCCAUGCCUAUUUGCAGCGAUACUUCUGACCGAAUUAUGUGGCUAGUGCGGUGCAUAGGAGACACACUGUCCUGUAGUUGUCAUCUGAAGAGAAUUAUUGAUGAUGGCAGUUGUUUUGCUGAAUGGAACGUACAUAUCGAUCUCUCGCUAGAAAUCAAAGACGGUUAAGAAAUAGAAUAAAGCUUGCUCUAUGAGCAAUAUGUGGACGUAAUUUCUAUAGUGAAAAAUACAGAAUAUUGCAAUUAAAGCAUAUCCAACUUAUCAACUUUGAUGGUCAUAGUCUAAAUAAGAGAAGUAUACGCUUACAAGUAGUGUUCAUCUUAUUACCAAACUUUAUUACUUGUUACCUUUGUUAGACGGCUAGUAUUUGCAUGAGCCUGCAUGUAGAAAAUAUAAUACUAUUAAAGUAAUAUCGUCUAAAGUAUUGUUUUAAAGAUGAAAGGCAAAGAAUGUCUUCUAAUCGUUCUCAAGUGAAUCGUUCUGUUGAUCGAUUCACUUACAUCGGGGUUCAAAAAUCCUGUUUUCAGUCGCUACGCCUGUUAGCUCAUCAUAUGCUCGCUCCUUUUGAUUGGCCCCUAUCCUUGUAGCUCACAUUCUGAUUUGUCGAUGCAAGGUGUAUCGUACCUUCUGAUCGGAUCCAGUGUCUGGCCAUUUGUCAUUUCUAUUUGACACCUAGAAAUGCAUCCGACAAUUCUAUGUUUUACGAUAUUAUAACCAACAUGAAAUGGGACUAUCUGUUUGGUCAACGUGGUCUGGCUAUAUGAUAACAUCAUUUAUCUUUUUAGAUGUGGAAGAAGCUGCUUGCGUUAAUGAUAAUUAAAGUAUUAACUAGCAUUUACGUUUAUUUAGACCAAUAAGAAAGAGUUUGUCAUUAAUGAUAAUGACUACCUAUAUAUAGAUGCUGCUUGGUAACAUGACUGCUCAAUGUAUCGCAAGAGAAGAAAAAGAUGUAACUAAUUGCAUGCAUGAGCUUAAUCAACAAAAGAUGCGAUUAAAAUAUUUACCCCA